AUGACAGUCACAUAUCUCUGCGGGUGUAGCUACUACACCCACCCUCAAGCAAAGCCAGUCUACCUCCCCCGUAUUGGCAUCAAAGCCCAUGCAAGUAUCCUCUCAUCCGUCUCCAGAACGGUGCUCACUCAAACGUACACAAACCCAUCCAAGAACCCCCUGGAAGAAGUCUCAUACACCUUCCCGCUCUACGAUGGCGUCAGCGUAGUAAGUUUCGACUGCCUGAUCGGCGACCGCACCCUGCACAGCCGGGUCAAGCCAAGCAAGCAAGCCAAGGCGGAAUAUGACGAUGCCGUCUCAAAGGGCGAGUCUGCAGCGCUGAUGGCCCAUUCGCUGAGUGCCUCGGAUGUAUUCUCCAUUCGACUUGGGAACGUCGGGCCUGGAGAGAAGGUCGUCGUGGAAAUUACCCUUAUCGGAGAGCUGAAGCAGGAUGCGCAGAGUGAUGCGGUGCGGUAUACGCUGCCUAAUUCUAUUGCGCCGCGGUAUGGCUAUCGGGCGGAGGAUAUGAGCAUGCCGCUGGAGGCAGAUGUGGAGGGUAUUUCUAUUACUGUGGAUGUGCAGAUGGAGAGUACGGCUGUUAUCCGGGAGAUUCAGUCGACGAGUCAUUCGCUGAGCGUGGCGCUGGGACGGGUGUCGGUGUCGGUGUCCGGUACGUCUGACAAGGCGUUCAAUCCGGCGCAGGCGUCUGCAAGUGUCAAUCUUAAGGAAGAUCGGACGGCUCUGACGCGCGACUUUGUCCUCCUUGUCAAGGCGGAUGGACUCGACACGCCCCGUGCGAUGGUGGAGACGCACCCGACUAUCCCAAACCAACGGGCGAUUAUGACGACUCUUGUCCCGAAGUUCGGCCUUGAGCCGAUUAAGCCGGAGAUUAUCUUUGUGAUCGAUCGCAGUGGGAGUAUGAUGGACAAAAUCGACACUCUCAAGUCAGCCCUCAGAGUCUUCCUCAAGAGUCUCCCGGUAGGAGUGUGUUUCAAUAUCUGCUCGUUUGGCAGCGCGCACUCCUUCCUUUGGAUACAGAGCCUUUUCUACACUGCCGAGAGCCUUCAGGAAGCUCUGAGCUUUGUCGACGGCGUCCGUGCAGAUAUGGGCGGAACGGAGAUGCAGGAGGCCGUCGAGGCUACGGUCCACAGUCGGAUGAAGGACAAGGAAUUGGAGGUCCUGAUACUGACGGAUGGACAAAUCUGGAACCAACAGACACUCUUCAAAUUCAUUCGUGAGACGGCAGCUGACAACAGUGCACGGUUCUUCUCACUUGGAAUCGGCAAUGGGGCGUCGCAUUCGCUCGUCGAGGGGAUUGCGCGGGCUGGGAAUGGCUUCUCGCAGUUGGUGGUGAACUACGAAGAGCUGGACAGGAAGGUAGUGCGCAUGCUCAAGGGAGCGCUGACGCCACAUAUUUCCGACUACAAGCUGGAGAUCGAACAUGAUGACACUGGCGAGGAUUUUGAGGUCGUUCUCCCGGAGCGGCCGAAGACCAUGGCUGUCGAUGAGACGGAAACGAAGCAGCAUCCGAUUUCCCUCUUUGAUGCAAACUACAAGGAGGACGAGCAGAAGACGGACAGCGAACCCCUGCCGAUCCUUACACCUCCCCAGACCAUCCAAGCACCAUACAAAAUCCCUCCUCUCUACCCUUUCAUUCGGACCACAGCAUACCUCCUAGGUUCAGCAAACAUGCAGAAUCCCAAAGCCCUCAUUUUCCGAGCCACAUCCAAGCAAGGUCCGCUUGUCCUGCGCAUUCCCAUCGACGACAUUGGCACGGGAGAGACAAUCCACCAACUUGCCGUUCGAAAAGCCAUGAUCGAGCUCGAGGAAGGACACGGCUGGCUCGCCGCCGCAACCGGCAACGGAAACUCAUUCAAUAAUCUCCAUCCCGCCUCAAAAGAACGCAUCAUCGCUCGCGAAUGCGAGAAACUCGGAACCCAGUUCCAAGUAACAGGCAAGCACUGCUCGUUCAUCGCCCUAGAGAAAGACAGCACCUCGGACCAGGAGAAAGAGAGGGAUAUUGCCGACCUGCCUACCUCCAAGGCUACUGGCGAAGGAAGUACCGUCCACCAGGUUAGCGCAGCAGUACCCGGUCCUGCUCGCGCCAAGUGCAGGAGGGUAUCCUCAAAAGCGCAUAGGAAGAUAGUGCCACCGACACCACCGUCACAAGGGACCCGGUUCAGUGCACGUUUACGGGCAGGAGAAACAUCAAGGUCGUCGAAUUCAGAGCAGCGCUGGGCUAAGACUUCAACAGCAAGGGCAGUCCCAGAGUCGUUAUUCGGUGCGCCUGGAGUUGCAAGAUUCGUGGAUAUGAAGGCAUCAGCACUGGCUCCGCCUUCGGCUCCAGGGAUGGGACUUGGAUUUGAUGCACUGACGGAGCCGGCAAUCUGUCCGCCCGCCCACGUCUCGGAGGAUAUGAUGGAGAUGGAAGGCGCAGACUCCGAUGGCGCUGUUGGGUAUACCCCGACGUCUCCUAUCUUGUCUUCUACAUUCGGCAAUGAGACGACCGGAGCAGCUAGCAGAGUCCACAGGAUUAUUGCCUUGCAGUCGUUCGAGGGUUACUGGACAUGGUCAGAGGAGCUGAUGAACGCCUUAGGGCUGGAUGAGCGAGAUAUUCGUGCUCGGCUGAUGAAACUAUUCCAGAAGGACAGUAGAGGCUCUAAUCUGACGGUCAUUGCGACCAUGUUGGUCAUGGCGUACCUCAUCACCAAGUGUGCUGGUGAUCGCUCGGUCUGGGAAUUGGUGUACGACAAGGCUGAGGGGUGGAAGAGACAGCAACUCGUGGAGAUGGGAGAGACGGGAGAUGUCCUCAAAGCGAAGGAGAAUAAGAUCAUUGCCUUAGUAUGA
Molecule: messenger RNA, 2826 nt
Organism: Aspergillus fischeri NRRL 181
Lineage: Eukaryota; Fungi; Ascomycota; Eurotiomycetes; Eurotiales; Aspergillaceae
Product: VIT and vWA domain-containing protein
Exons: 1
Coding region: 1-2826 (941 amino acids)
Source: RefSeq, a predicted model, not a curated record